This is a messenger RNA of Cuscuta campestris, 938 nucleotides long. Lineage: Eukaryota; Viridiplantae; Streptophyta; Magnoliopsida; Solanales; Convolvulaceae. The record is from the annotation of a GenBank genome assembly.
GAACCGAUUCUUCUUCUCUCUAGCGAGGGACUGGGAAUCGAUUUUACAGAAGGAAGAAAACCUGCAAGGAAACUACGGAUGGUUCAAGGCUGAUUCCUCACUGCAUUAAUGCCAAAAAUAUGAUAGAACAAAAAUACUCCGUCAUUUUUUUAUUUCCCUGUAGCGGCCAAACGCAGAGUAAAUUUGGCCGAUAGGCUUCCAGUGGACGGCAGCAGACUCGGAUCUUCAUCCUCUCUCAUCGGAAAUCUAGAUCUGAUAUUCAUUAGGGAAGCCGAAAUUCUAAAGAGCACUGAUUUCGUUGGGUUAUUCAGGGUGCCUGGCUUUGGAAUGAAUGGUAGGCCGUUGUCCACGUUCAAUGUCUAGUGCCACUUUUGUACCUUUUGAAGGAUUCUUCAUGCCUUUGUCACACAUUUUGGUUUGAUAAUGAAUUAAUGAUAGUGUUUGUAAUUUUAUGUCUGUAUUCUAUGAGGAUUCUUGAGUUGGUUUCUCUUUGUUAAAAAAACAUUGGAUUAAUUGCAUAUUUGAUUCUCCAUAUCUCUUUGUUUAACGACUCAAUCUUCCAAAAUUUGAUUUGAUUCGCUUUCUGAAUUAAAUAUAUACGGAGUACUCAUCGGGGCUAUAUCAUUUAAUUUCGAUUGUGUUUUUAACAAAGAUUGAAGAAUAUGGACGGCGGAGGAGAGACGAUGACAUGGAGGAGGCGGAGGUCUUGCUCGAAGCACGAUUUUCUCCCCAAGGAAUCAUUCAGAGGCGGGGGCGAUUCAAUGCGCUCAAGCAAAUGCCUUCCAGGUUCGUCGAGCGGGUGUUCAGCAGGUCCUACGAAGGGGCAUAGCUGGCCGCCAGAUCCCGGAGCAACCAUGAGAUGAAGAAGAGUCUAUGAUACGGAACGGUAAUGAAGGGCUUCGAGUGCCUUCAAACUCCAAUAGACUAAUUAGGGUUUU